UAAACAUCAAUCAGUAGAGCAGAAACUCGAUGAUAGUAGAGUUUUUUUCGUUUCAUUGCGAUAUUAUUGUAUGAAUAGAUCGUGAAUGCAUUCGGUGUUCUUAUCGUUCAAUUUUGUGUGAGGUGCUGAAAAUUGUGUACAUUGGUGAACUCUGAUACACGCAAAUCUGGACCAUGAUCAUCGAAAAGAACAACUGUAAUAUCCCCGAAUAUCUCGAUGGAACCUUUUUCAAAAAGGCCUUAGUUAGCAGAAUCAAGUGCGAUGACGUCGAGAUAAAAGGGUUGCAUUUCACAAUGGGUAGUAGCGGUGGUGAAAAUUAUUUGAGCUUGAUAUAUCGGGUUCGAAUCUCAUAUAAGCUGCCUAACUUGCCACAAGGAGAUGAAACUUUUAUUGUUAAAAGCAUUCCGCUGGGAGGAGCAAAAGAAAUAUUUGCUGACAUGAACAUUUACGAGAAGGAAAAAGAAAUGUAUUUUAACAUUAUGCCUAAAAUUGAAGAUAUUUUGAAAAGCAUCAAAAUUACACCGAGGUGUUACUAUGCUGUCGAUAAUCCGAUCGCAACAAUAGUGUUUGAAGAUAUGAAAGCUUCCGGGUAUGAGGUAGCAGACCGCAUAGAAGGGUUGAAUGAAGAACAUUGCAAAGUUCUUUUAACUAAGCUGGGUCGAUACCAUGCUGGUGGAAUGAUGUUGUUGAAACAAGAACCCUCAAUCAGAGAGAACUACCUCCUUAAACAUGGAAUUAUUUCAUCAGUAAGCUUUUCACCCAUUUUGUGGGGAAAGUAUUGGGACGAUGGAAUAUCAAGGCUGGCUAACCACGCAUCCAAAUGGUUGGGUUAUGAAAAAAUUGUUGGAAAACUACGAAAAAUUCACCAAAAUGGAAUAUUUGUCGAACGAAUAAAAGAUUCAAUGCGUAUAUCGAAGAAUGAUAUUUUAACCGUUUGCCAUGGAGAUACCUGGGUGAACAACCUGCUUUUCCAAUAUGAGUUUAAUGAAGAGUCACCGACAGAUGUUGUUUUGAUUGACUUCCAGGGGAGCAUAGUAGGAAGUAUAGGACUUGAUGUAAAUUAUUUCCUUCAUUCUAGCCUCCAGGUUGAUGUGUUCGCUAGUAAAAGAAAAGACUUGAUAAGAAAUAGCUAUUGCAAUGCAUUAAGAACUACUCUCCAAAAAGGUGGUUUCGAAAACAUUCCUACAGUUCAAGACAUUGAAAAUGAAAUCGAAAGGAAAGCAGUUUAUGGGUUCAUGGCUACAAUUAUUGUUCUUCCAUUUGUAUCAAUGAAAAAGGAGGAUUCAGGUGACAGCAAUUUUGAAACACUCAGUGAAGAAAGUUCAGCGAAUCGAUUGAAGGACAGCGCCUGCUCAUCUCCGCGAUUUCUAGAGACUAUGAAAAUAUUACUUAAGGAAUACGAUCAAUGUGGAAUGUUGGAUUUUUGAUAUCUUUGUAAAAUUAAUUUUCUCUAUAUCUAUAUGCACAUAAUCUUUCCUUUAAAUGCUCUUCAGGGUAUUGUGACAGCUAAAAAUAAACCUACCUGGA
Hermetia illucens (black soldier fly) is the source of this 1527-nucleotide messenger RNA. RefSeq lists its product as uncharacterized. NCBI's taxonomy places the organism in Eukaryota, Metazoa, Arthropoda, Insecta, Diptera, Stratiomyidae. The transcript is spliced from 5 exons. The record is from RefSeq and is a predicted model, not a curated record. The coding region runs from base 174 to 1427 and encodes 417 amino acids.